This is a messenger RNA of Fragaria vesca subsp. vesca, 497 nucleotides long. Its product is annotated as OBERON-like protein-like. NCBI's taxonomy places the organism in Eukaryota, Viridiplantae, Streptophyta, Magnoliopsida, Rosales, Rosaceae. Gene Ontology annotation, cellular component: nucleus. The coding region runs from base 90 to 497 and encodes 135 amino acids. The record is from RefSeq and is a predicted model, not a curated record. The transcript is spliced from 2 exons.
CUUGCUUAGCAUUUAGAGUCUCCACUCUCCAGAGAGCCUUGAAAAUUGAGGUGGGUGAAAGGCAGAUAGCCGUGCACAAGACUGCCACAAUGAAGAUGGAAAUGGGAGCUAAUGAUGAUGAGAAGAUGAGAAUCUACGAGAGAGCACGAAUGGCUGUUGAGGCUGUUGAGGCUUGUGACAUGGAACUUCUGGACAAGACUAGGAAAUAUGAAGAACUAAUGCUGGAGAAGCACAAAAAGAUUAUGCAAAUUCAACAGCUGGAGAAGAUUAUGAGGCUCAAACUUGCAGAAGCUGAUAUGUUCCAGCUCAAGGCCAAUGAGGCGAAACAAGAGGUGCUGAGGCUCCAGAGGAUUGCUAUUGUGUCGGAAGAAGAAUAUGGUAACAGUUACCUGAGACAUCGAUUGAGAGAGGCCGAGGCAGAGAAGCAAUAUCUAAUCGAAAAGAUUAGACUCAAAGGUCAUUCAAAGGCAUUCAACAACUGUGAUGGUCAUUCUUAA